Cylindrotheca closterium is the source of this 471-nucleotide messenger RNA. The record is from the annotation of a GenBank genome assembly. Lineage: Eukaryota; Bacillariophyta; Bacillariophyceae; Bacillariales; Bacillariaceae.
AUGUCUUCCAAGCAUCGAUUGACAAGAUCAUUCCGAACGUUGUCUGCACUGCUCUAUAUUCUGAACAUUGUAGUCUCGGUCAGAUUCACCCGAACUCUAGGCUACCUGGAUGUAUUGGUUGGGUCCCUCGUUUCGGUAGCAUGUUUGAUCAUGCUUUUUGUGGCUAUUGAAGCCCCAACACCAGUAGUUACACGUCUUGAAAGGUCGAGAAUUGGGGAGAAUCUCUUUACGUUUCGUGGGCGCUAUAUCAUGGACCUUCUCGUUUCCCUUUUCUUGUUUGCCAUGGGAGUAUACGGAGUGAUAAUGGGAAUCUGCACAUUGGUCCUGAUCUUUGGUAUUCGAUUCUUGGGAGUCAAGCAACCGGACGCCUUUAAUGAAAUCUUUCGCCAAUCGGACUUUGACGCAAACAACUCGGCGACGGAUUCUUACACUCUUGAAGAUACCUAUGACACUGAGGCCAAUUCACGGUAG